UCUACUCAUUCACCACAAAACGCAUUCCUCCACCUCACGUUGCUUCUUUUACUUUGUUUCUGGACUUUUGGCUCAGAAGAACACUGCAUACCACAUCACCAAAAUUGGGGCUUUAUCACGCUCCUGCCAACCUCUGUCCGUCCGACUACGCAGUCACUCGUCGCAAUGGCCACAGCAACCGAUGAUGUCUUGACGAAGGUGUCCACCGAGGCUGCCACGGAGCUGGUCAACAGUUUCUACCCCGCGCUGAAAAACGACCGCGCCUCCAUUGCCUCUUUCUACCUUCCCACACCCACGAGCAUCCUCUUCAACGGCAACACGGUCGCCGAUGGCGCCGCUGUACAGGACAUCUUCCAAAGUCAGAUGCCCGAAGCCUUCUACGAAGUGCAGUCCUUUGACUGCCAAAUCAUCAACCGCGCAUACCCGACCACAACCGCCACAGGCCUCAAGCCAACCACCGAGAUGACCGUCAAGGACAUGUCCAUCCUUGUCAUGGCCAGUGGAAACGUGCGGUAUGGAGAGAACCGUGACCAGCUGCCGCGCGGAUUCAGCGAGACUUUCGUGCUGGUGCCCAAUCCCAGCUCCGAUCGCAAGCGCCGGCGGGACUGGCUGAUUCAGAGCCAGAACUUCCGUCUGGUGGUCUAGUCUUACUUCUGGUUGGGAUAUUGUGAGAUGGGGGGAAAAAUGCCCAGGGGUGGGUGGAUAUGAUAAUCAUGAGCUGUUACGAUAUUACGAGGUAUCGGAGCCUUUUUGCUCCGUGGGCAUGUACAAAUAG
This is a messenger RNA of Penicillium subrubescens, 775 nucleotides long. RefSeq names its product putative nuclear transport factor 2 domain protein. The record is from RefSeq and is a predicted model, not a curated record. NCBI's taxonomy places the organism in Eukaryota, Fungi, Ascomycota, Eurotiomycetes, Eurotiales, Aspergillaceae. Gene Ontology annotation, cellular component: nuclear pore central transport channel. Gene Ontology annotation, biological process: protein import into nucleus. The transcript has 2 exons. The annotation marks the transcript as partial.